AUGUCAUUAAAAUUACCACAAGCACCCAACUCGGGCUUAUUCAAGAAAGGAUACUCCUCUUACUCGAAUGAAGAUGGAGCAAUUACCAGAAAUGUUGAAGCUGUUCGUGAAAUCGCGUCCAUUUUACAAACAUCAAUGGGUCCUAGUGGGAGAAACAAAAUUAUUGUCAAUAAGCUUGGUAGAAAAUUUAUAACCAAUGAUGCAGCCACUAUGAUUAAUGAGUUGGAGAUUGUUCACCCUGUAGUGAAGAUCUUGAUCAUGGCUUCAAAACAACAAGAAUUUGAAAUGGGUGAUAAUACCAAUCUUGUCAUCAUCUUGGCAGGGGAAUUUUUAAAUGUUGCUGAAAAAUUGUUGUUGUUGGGAUUGAAUGUUUCGGAAAUCAUCCAAGGUUUCAAUUUGGCCAAUAAGUUUGUUAUGGAGACAUUGGACAAGUUGGUGGUUGAUAAAGUUGAAUCAUUUGAAACUGACUUGAUCAAGGCAGUAAAACCGGUUAUUUCGGCAAAACAAUACGGUGUUGAAGACAUAAUUUCUAAGUUGGUGGUUAAAGCAGUACAAUCAGUAGUCAAUCCUAAAAAUCCGGCUAAUUUCAAUGUCGAUGGGAUUAGAGUUGUCAAAAUAAUGGGUUCAACGUUAUCGCAGUCGGAAGUCGUUAAAGGUAUGGUUUUCCCAAGAGAACCAGAGGGAUCAGUUAAAAACAUCAAGGAGUCCAAAGUCGUUGUCUUCACUUGUCCAAUUGAUAUAUCAACUACUGAGACUAAAGGAACGGUGUUGUUGCAUAAUGCUCAAGAAAUGCUUGAUUUCACUAAAGGUGAAGAACAGCAAUUGGAUCAAAUGUGUAAAGAGAUUAAUGAUUCCGGUGUCAAAGUUGUUGUUGCUGGAUCGAAUGUCGGUGAAUUGGCUUUACAUUAUUUAAACAAAUAUGGUAUUUUGGUUUUACGUGUUCCAUCGAAAUUUGAUUUAAGAAGAAUUUGUCAAGUAUGUGGAGCUACUCCAUUACCAAGAUUAGGUGCACCAACACCCGAUGAAAUGGGUGAGAUUGAUGUUAUUGAGACAAAGGAAAUUGGUGGUGAUAGAGUAACCAUUUUCAGACAAGAUGAAUCGAGUUCAAGAACAGCCACUAUUGUUGUAAGAGGCGCUACGCAAAACAGUUUAGACGAUGUUGAAAGAGCCAUUGAUGAUGGUGUAAGCUCGAUUAAAGGUUUGCUUAAAGAUAACAGGCUAUUGCCUGGUGCCGGUGCCGUUGAAAUUGAAUUAUCAAAACGCAUUACUCAAUAUGGUGAAACUACUCCCGGGUUAAACCAAUUGGCUAUAAAGUCAUUUGCUAAAGCUUUUGAAGUUAUACCUCGAAUUCUUGCCGAAACUUCUGGGUUUGAUUCAACUGAAGUGAUUAGUAAAUUAUAUGCUGCCCAUGCUGAUGAUAACAAAGAUGGAUUAAAACUAGGAUUGGAUAUUGAUUCUGGUGAAGUUGAAGCUACUGGAGUCUUGGAUGCAUUGGCUACCAAGAAGUCAGCAAUUGAUUUGGCAGUUGAGGCCACAAAUACAAUCUUGUCGAUUGAUCAAAUAAUCAUGGCUAAGAGAGCUGGUGGUCCAGUUAUGCCACAACAACCAAGGCCCGGUAAUUGGGAUCAGGAUGAUUGA
This is a messenger RNA of Lodderomyces margitis, 1638 nucleotides long. RefSeq names its product chaperonin-containing T-complex subunit (gene CCT8). The record is from RefSeq and is a predicted model, not a curated record. Lineage: Eukaryota; Fungi; Ascomycota; Pichiomycetes; Serinales; Debaryomycetaceae. Bases 1 to 1638 code for a protein of 545 amino acids. Gene Ontology annotation, cellular component: chaperonin-containing T-complex. The transcript has a single exon. Gene Ontology annotation, molecular function: ATP hydrolysis activity; ATP binding; ATP-dependent protein folding chaperone. Gene Ontology annotation, biological process: protein folding.